Messenger RNA from Lichtheimia ornata, 2136 nucleotides. RefSeq lists its product as uncharacterized. Gene Ontology annotation, cellular component: cell tip; Golgi to plasma membrane transport vesicle. The transcript has 2 exons. Bases 1 to 2136 code for a protein of 711 amino acids. Gene Ontology annotation, molecular function: guanyl-nucleotide exchange factor activity. Gene Ontology annotation, biological process: exocytosis. The record is from RefSeq and is a predicted model, not a curated record. Lineage: Eukaryota; Fungi; Mucoromycota; Mucoromycetes; Mucorales; Lichtheimiaceae.
AUGAUAGCCUCACAGCCACCUGAUCCUUCCCAAGACAUUGCAUCUCAUAUCGACCGCAAAGAUGACCCCAUUGACGACUUGCAAUUUGAACCUGACGAGUUCUCUGAAGAAGACGUGUUGCCAUUCCUGUUACAGGCACAAGACAUUAUCGCAAAGUUGGAAUCGAGAGUCGUCGAUCUAGAAACGGACUUGUCGACGAUCCAUAGGAAAUAUGAGCAUGAUCGACACGAUUGGCUGGUUGGAUUAUCACAAAAAGAUCAAUACAUCCACCAUCUUUCCAACAAGUUACAACGACUCGAGUUUAAUGGAAAAGAAGCCAUCUUGCUGUUGACGGAUACAUUGAAUGAUACACAACUUGAUGAAUCCACACAAUCCAAUUUGACACUUGCAUUGAAUUAUCUUCGACAAGCUCAUCUCACUUCUACACCACCUGCUGAUCCACCGGUGGAUUUCCCUGAUAUUGCAGGAGAUGAUCUUGAAGAGGGUGAAUUGGAACGGCGUGCUGCUGCUGCAAAUGAAUGGCGAAAACAAGAGGAUCCUGCAGGGUCGUUGCGUGUUUCACAGUGGGCUCAACAACAGCUACUUGUUGGAUUGGAAUCAUCCACCCAAGAUGGAUCUCAAAUUGAUGCUGAACAAUUUUCUACAACCACAUCUCUUUCAUCCAUGACACGAAUGCCAUCCAAUGAAGGUCAACCACCCGUCAACAAUAACAACAACAACAACAACACUAUCUCAACGCGUGGUGGUGGUGGUAAUGGUACUAGUAGUGGUGUACCCUUGCCAUCCGAGAAUACGUUCUGUGGCAACUGCAGGCAGCUACUUGCACAGCUAGAUCAGCAAAUUGAGCAAAAAGCAUACAUGAAACGCGACUUGAAUAAUCUUGCAUCGGCACUUUCUGAUGAGGAGCAGCUACGAUUCAGCGUGGAAGAAGUCAAGGAAUCUUUGGAGGAGGAUAUUCAAGAUGUGACAACAUCGUUGUUCAAGGUGUUGAAUUGUAUUUUGAUGGAUGAGGUGAUGGAUCGUGAAGGCCUCGUACAACUGGAUCGGGAAACCAACGGAAAGCUUGCCGAUGUACUCCGAACUUGGGAUGUCAGGGAGGAACGCCUGCGUGAAAUCAAGGAGCAACUUGUCGAGUUGGAUGCAGCUGUGCACCAAAGUAGCAACGCUUCCGAUCGACUAAAUCAUUAUGCACGCGAUGAAACAACCACUACAGCAAUGCCACGUUUGAGUAUGAUUCGACAUAAUCCUCGCUUCUCUUCUCCAGGAUCACCUUUGGUGCCUUUAAGCGAAGAUGAAAGCACUCAUGGUAUUUUGGGUAGCUCUACAACCAAUCGCCCUGUUCGUAUCGAUGGCCUUGUAUUCGAUGAAUUCCAGGAGCACGUCAAGACAUUGUCAGCAUCAUCAUCUCAUCUUGCUAGUAUGUCAACUCGAUUCAUGAAACGGGUGCUUGCCGAAGAUGUGGAUCCAUGUCUAUUUCAAAACACGACUUCGCUUUGGUGGAAAUCUCCAUGGUUCAAACGCAAAUUGACAGACGCCAUCGCCCAUAAUCGAUGCGAGAUUCAAUAUUGGAAUUCUCACAACACAUCCUCUUCGGCACUUUCAUCAUCAUCCUCUUCUUGUUCACCUGCUACAAGCCAUAUCAGCACCUCUUCAGCUAAUGGUGCCACUCAUCAUCAUCCAUCAGCACCUCGAACAAAAUGCACAUGUUGUGGCCACUUGCGUAUAUGCGAGUUCCGCAUGCGCUUGCAUGGUCAACCAUCUCAAAAGCCUGCUCCUUGGUUACCUCUUGAUCGUUUCUGCAGAGAUAGAAUCGUAGCCGUAUGCGAUUUUUACUCUUUCAUUUCACAUUUACGUCAAGGUCAUAUGCAAAAGUCACCCGUUCUACACAUGUUCAAGCAUUGCAUGCAUUAUCGUCGACGUAUGAGCAUCGCUCGUGUUGGUUGUCUCGAACUCUUUGAUGAUGACACCUCCUCACCCUCUCGUUUCACAUCACAAUAUCAAUCGAAGCGACGUUCUCGAAAACGUGAAAGUCUCGUCCUUGAUCAUUCUGGUAGUGGCAGUGAUUCUGGUAGCGUUGUAAGCAUCACGGAUAUUCAAGGUCUCGGUGGAACAAGCCAGAUUGUAAUCGUGCACUGA